AUGUUGUUCAAUACCCUUGUCAAAGUUGCGCUUGUGGCCACUGCUUUUGCUCAGCCUGUGCAGCACCAACACCAUCAACAUGAGAAGAAAGACGUGGUCACUCACACUGUCAUUGUUACUGUUAAUGGUGAUGCUGCCGACUCUGCUGAAACUUUAAUCCCAGAAGUCCCUGAUGUUGUCACUUCGUUGAUUGCAUCCAGCGUCACUCCAUCUGCAGCUUCCGCUACCCCUGCAAGCUCAACUUCUUCCACGUCAGUUUCCUCUUCUUCGAGCUCUUUUUCUGCUGAUGUCAAAGGUAUCACAUAUUCCCCCUACACUGAUGCCGGUGGAUGUAAGACUAAGGAACAAAUCGCCGCAGAAUUCGAGGCUCUUACUGGAUACGAGAUCAUCAGACUUUAUGGUGUUGACUGUAGUCAAGUUGAAUAUGUCUUGGCUGCUAUGUCUUCAAGCCAAAAGCUUUUUGCUGGAAUCUACGAUAUGACGAGCAUCUCCGAUGAUGUUGCGACAUUGGCUGCUGCAGUUGAAGCUGCGAAUGGUUGGGACCAAGUUUAUACCGUUUCCAUUGGAAAUGAGUUGGUCAACUCCGGCGAGGCUACCGCUUCGCAAGUCAAAGAGUAUGUUGCUGAGGGCAGAACCGCAUUAACUAAUGCAGGUUAUACUGGCCCGGUCGUCUCUGUGGACACUUUCAUUGCAAUUUACAAUAAUAUUGACUUGUGUGACAUUUCCGACUACGUUGCUGCAAACGCCCACGCUUAUUUCGAUGGUGGAUAUGCCGCUGCUGAUGCAGGAACUUGGGUUUACAAUCAAUACACCGGUCUUCAGAAAUUUUGUUCCGGCAAAGAAGUGUUCAUUGUUGAAUCUGGUUGGCCAACUGCCGGUGACACUAACGGUGACGCCAUUGCUGGAACAUCUGAGCAGGCUGCUGCCCUCUCUGAUAUCGCUGACAAGGUAGGUGAUCACGUUCUCUACUUCAAUGCUUACAAUGAUGGGUGGAAGGAUCCAGGCUACCUUAGCUGUGAGCAAUAUUGGGGUAUCUUCUCUUCGUAA
Molecule: messenger RNA, 1047 nt
Organism: Metschnikowia bicuspidata var. bicuspidata NRRL YB-4993
Lineage: Eukaryota; Fungi; Ascomycota; Pichiomycetes; Serinales; Metschnikowiaceae
Gene: MP65
Product: putative family 17 glucosidase
Exons: 1
Coding region: 1-1047 (348 amino acids)
Biological process (GO): cell wall organization
Cellular component (GO): fungal-type cell wall; extracellular region; cell surface
Molecular function (GO): glucan endo-1,3-beta-D-glucosidase activity; 1,3-beta-glucanosyltransferase activity
Source: RefSeq, a predicted model, not a curated record